Molecule: messenger RNA, 994 nt
Organism: Chionomys nivalis (European snow vole)
Lineage: Eukaryota; Metazoa; Chordata; Mammalia; Rodentia; Cricetidae
Gene: Crebl2
Product: cAMP responsive element binding protein like 2
Exons: 5
Coding region: 248-619 (123 amino acids)
Biological process (GO): regulation of DNA-templated transcription
Cellular component (GO): nucleus
Molecular function (GO): DNA-binding transcription factor activity
Source: RefSeq, a predicted model, not a curated record
UCAUGGGGCGGGUAAAGGAGGCGGUGGCCGAGCGGGGAGGCGCCUGGGGCAGCCUCCUGGGUCCGCUGUGCCAUUCCUGAACUGGUCCGGGUCCGCGUGACCGGGGCUUCAGGGAAGCGAACUGUUAGGCGAAGGAGGAGGCAGUCAGAGCCAUAUCCCCUUCAUCCCCGGGGCGGGGGCCGGGCCUGGCCGGCUAAGGCGGGGGAGGGCCGGGAGGGCGCCGGGCCGGGCCGGCCUGACUGCCGAGAUGGAUGACAGCAAGGUGGUUGGAGGCAAAGUGAAGAAGCCUGGGAAACGAGGACGGAAGCCAGCCAAAAUCGACCUGAAAGCGAAGCUGGAGCGGAGCCGGCAGAGUGCCAGAGAGUGCCGGGCCAGGAAGAAGCUGAGAUACCAGUACCUGGAGGAGCUGGUGUCCAGUCGGGAGAGAGCUAUCUGUGCACUGCGGGAGGAACUGGAAAUGUACAAGCAAUGGUGCAUGGCAAUGGACCAAGGAAAAAUUCCUUCUGAAAUAAGGGCCCUUCUCACUGGAGAGGAGCAGAGCAAGUCUCAGCAGAGCUCAAGCAGGCAUCCCAAAGCUGGGAAGACAGAUGCUAACACCAAUUUGUUGCUGGGGAAUUGAACCGGUGGCUUCAGAAAUGCUAGGGUGAAGAUCAUCUAAAAUGCAGUCAUUGAUCAAAGCCAAUGGUCUCUAGUGUCUAUGGAGGACAAAUGGGCAGGACUUUGCUUCUUGGCUCCAUGUACUGCUUACUGCUCAGUAGGCAUUUCUGUAAAUCUGAAGUUUCUACCAAAAUGUGUGAUCAUACAUCACGAAGGCCUUUGCUUUAAUUUUCAACACUUAGAUUUGCCAACAUUCAGACCUGCUCUGUAUUGCUCUCCAUGUUGGUCAAGUUAUGAUGCCUGAAACCACAGAAAUGGAGGAGGGGAUGAAAAGCGCAUAUUUGCACCUUAGCCAUGUGGCUCUUUUGGUUAAUUUAUAUUUUCCCUAUGUAAUUCA